Sorghum bicolor (sorghum) is the source of this 1506-nucleotide messenger RNA. RefSeq lists its product as uncharacterized. Gene Ontology annotation, biological process: negative regulation of DNA-templated transcription. The record is from RefSeq and is a predicted model, not a curated record. Lineage: Eukaryota; Viridiplantae; Streptophyta; Magnoliopsida; Poales; Poaceae. Bases 160 to 1269 code for a protein of 369 amino acids. The transcript has a single exon.
AAUACUGUAAAAUUGAUGAGUGAACAAUAAAAAAAAAAUCAGACAUGGAAGUGUUUUAUUUAAGCCCCUCCGCGCCAGCGCGAGGAGACGCAGACCACAAAGACGCGCACGAUCGCCUACUGCACUGUGUCGUGCGUGCCAUCGAGUUGCUUCUCCUCCAUGGAGAAGAGCCGCCGCCACGACAAGCAGCAGCAGGCCGGCGUGGGCAUGGGCGGCCGGCUGAGGCAGCAGCUAGCGCAGAUGCUCCUGCACACGUCGUGCGCCGCCACCACCACCACUACCUCGGCCACCGCCUUCGUCGGCCUCGCCAGCACCACCAACGCCACGACGUUCGCCGCCUCGCGCCAACAACUGCCGCCGCCGCCUCCUGCUCGCGGCCGUCCACGGGGCGCCCAUGCCCACGAGCCGCGGUCGUCCUGCAGGUCCGUCGUUGUCGGCGACGGAAGCAGCAGCAGCUGCCAGCGUCGGCACCGGCACCACCACCGGCGCCGCGACGCGCGGGCGCUCGUCCACAUCUCCAUCGACUGCUCCGCGCGCUCGUCGGUUGCCGCCGCCGCCGCGGUCCUGCAGCCUUCAGCGCCGGUGCCGACGACGCUGCGGAGCAAGGGAAAGGCGGGCGGUGGGAGUGGGAGGAGCAGGCUGCCGCGCUCGCCUUCGUACGGCUACGGAUGGAGCUGGUCGUCGUCGUCGGCCAGCGACACCGACGGCGAGGCCGCGCCGUUCAGUAGCGAGGCGGAGGGGUUGGAGGAGGAAGCGGGCACGGCGAGGUCGUCCACGCUCUUCUCCUCCCGCAGCCUUAGCUUCUCCUCUGACUCCGUCUCCGACCUGUACGGCACCACCAACAACAAUAACGGUGGCGCCGGCGGCACAAGACCGCGGCGCCGCAAGAAAAAACCGCCGCCACCGAGGCGCGCGCGCGCGUCCAGCAGGCAACCCGCCACCGCCGACGCGUUCCGGCCUCCAGCAGGGAAGAAAGGGGAGGAGAGGAAGUCGGGUGAUGGCAGCAGUAGGUGCGGGUGCGGCAGCGCCAUGGCGGCGUCGUCGGCGGCCGCGGGCAGCACGGCGGUGGUGAAGCGGUCGCGCAACCCGUACGCCGACUUCCGGAGCUCCAUGGUGGAGAUGGUGGCCGGGCGGCGCAUCCGCGGAGCCGACGCGCUGAGUGAGCUCCUGGUGUGGUACCUGUCACUCAACUCGCCGCGCCACCACCCGGCCAUCGUCGCCGCCUUCGAGGACGUCUGGGAGGCCGUCCUCGGCAGCGGCGAGCCGUGAGUCCAUGACCGACCCCGACCCAUCCAUCCAUCAUCCGUCCGUCGACGUAGUACGUUAGCUUGUUUGUUGGGUCGUCUUCUUCCCAUCGAUCCGUGUAAGAUAUGUAUAGUAGCUUGCUUGUUCAGUUCGUGAUUAGUUUCCGUUUCCGUUCGCGUCCGCGAACGUGUUGUGUCGAUCUUGUCCAUUUCGUCAAUGCAAAUGCAGCUCGAGCAUCAUGGAUCGAUGUUUGGAAAUCUA